Molecule: messenger RNA, 4602 nt
Organism: Calidris pugnax (ruff)
Lineage: Eukaryota; Metazoa; Chordata; Aves; Charadriiformes; Scolopacidae
Gene: FAM107A
Product: family with sequence similarity 107 member A
Exons: 4
Coding region: 761-1264 (167 amino acids)
Biological process (GO): actin filament polymerization; regulation of actin cytoskeleton organization; actin filament bundle assembly
Cellular component (GO): synapse; neuron projection; stress fiber
Source: RefSeq, a predicted model, not a curated record
GGAGCCCAUGGCAGUGAUGCAGUGGCAUCACACACCCCUGGUACCACCAGGAUGCCCAUGGGCCCCGUGCAGGGGCUGCUUGUCCUUCCCGCAGCCCUUACCCACGGGGUGCAGCAGCUGCUCCCCCGGGACCGUGCAGCAGUUGGUAGAUGACGGGGUGUUGCAACACGCCGGGGAAUAAUCACGAUAACUCGAGCGGUUGCCCUGGUGCCGGGCUUGGCUGUUGCAGUGGUUGCUAAAGAGAGUGGGCGUGCGGCUUCCUCUGGGGCGAUCUGAUUUCUCCUGGAGCAUGGUUAAAGCACGCUUAGGAGAAACAGUCCUCCGUGGAGCAAGGACGCGACCUCUCCACCGGCAGCAGCAGCCGUGCAGCUCGGGCGCCUGGGCACGCACGGAGCUGUUUGCUUUGGGGGGAAAAAACGAUUAGUUUGUUCCUCCGUCCUGGGAAAACAUCGUCUGGCAACGAAGAGCAAAGGCUGCAAGUUUUCGGGGCGGCAAAGGGACCUUUGGGACCAGCACUGAGGAGCAGGCAAAGCCACCGGCUGCUGCCAGCCCAGCUCCAGCCCUCAGUGGGGUCCCCGUGGGGUGACGAGAGCUGUGGGGAGGGAGCGCCGGUGCGGCGGCCACCUCCACGUGACCCUCCAUCCCCGCUCCUGCUGGAGAGACCCGGCAGGAGCCAAGCAACUUCGUCGGACCCAGCCAAAAAGUCACGCAGGCACCAGAGCAGCCGGGCAGAAGCAGCAGCCUCAGCCCCCGCAACCCCAUGUCGUGGGACACGGGGCAGCAUCUGCCCCCUGGGCUCCCCAGGGCCACGCUGCGGAAAUCAGCAUCGAUGUACACAGAAAUACAGCGGGAACGACCAGACAGUGGGAAUAUCCUGACUCACCCAGACUACAUAGAUGGAAACCCAGACCUCAUCAAACCUAAAAAACUCCUAAAUCCUGUAAAGGCCUCGAAGAGCCACCAAGAGCUGCACAGAGAGCUGCUGAUGAACCACAAAAGGGGCUUGGGAGUGGAGAGCAAGCCAGAGCUGCAGCGGGUACUCGAGCACCGACGGCGAAACCAGCUCAUCAGACAGAAGAAGGAGGAGGAAGAGGCAAAGAAAUUGCAAUCUCCUUUUGAAAAAGAGCUAUUAAAGAGGCACCAGAGGCUGGAUCAGUUGGAGAAAGAGCAGGAGAAGCAGGAAGACCAUGCACCAGAAUUCAUUAAAGUCAAGGAAAACCUGAGGAGAACAUCGACGGUGACUGGGGAUGAGAAAGCAGCAUAGCUUCCACCAAAACUCAACAGGGAUCCUACCACGGCCGGCGCUAACACAUACACGCUGACAUCUCUGUACAUGGUGGACAUUCACAGCCACAUCGUUGGGGCUACUUACAGUUAUUAACACUUGCUCCAGUAAAAGGCACAAAAAAGGUUUUCCCAGCCCAGGAAGGUAUCCCUGCGGAAAAGGUGCAGCAUUCACUGAAGAAGUACUCCCGUGAGGAGAUGCAGAGAGUAAUGAUGUUAUUUUCCCCCCAGAUUGUGGGUGCACACCAGCUAACUCUUGGUUAACCCUUGAGACACAGCAACAAUUUAAGCCAGGGAAGUCUGAGGAGAGAUGGUUUGGGGGACCCCUGCUCACCGGGCACAGGGUGACAGGAGAGCAGCUGCAGCUCUGGGGAACCUCCUGGAAACCUGACAUGGUAUCUAAAAGGGACAAUCUAUAUAUUACUGAGAAUGGCCCAGGUGACCAUAACGGCUUUCCCAAGGGUCACUGGUAUUGCACCAGUGUGUGAGUCAAGCCUCGCUAAGGCUGUGUGUCCCAGCAGCACACCCAUACUAUUAGAAAAAUCAACCUCUGGGUGCCCACACCAGUGUAGCACAGGCAGGUGCAACUGUUCCUCACAAGCACCUUUAAACUGCAUUUGAAACCUGUUUGAAAAUAGCUAUUUAGGCAGUUUGAUGCCCAGGCAGAAGAUACAUUGGACCAUCCCAUCAAUACCCCAAGUGGGAGGCAAGUGCUCCCUGCAGAAAGCAAAGGCUGGGUGUUUCCAGUGUGAGCGUUCAUGGAAGCGUGCAGUGGCCAGGCAGCAGAUCCCUGUGGAUGUAGCAGAUAAACUGCUUCUUGCCCUCGGACUACUGAACUUCAGCCCCUCACCCAGCAGCUGGACAUGGGCUACCACAGGGACCCACAAAAACGUCCUCUGGUUGAGAGGUGAUAAUGUGGCAAUGUCAUACCGGUGUAAGGCCACUGUCCUAUUCACGCUGCACGUAGGUGACACCUGUAGGCACCAGGGGCAACGGGACAUCUAGGUACUGAUGUAAGACUAUUUGUGAGUGCUUCUCAUUCCUUUCUCCAGAGGUCAGAACUGCCUCAUUUCAGUUGCCACCUUGCAAAGCUAAAAAUCUUCUUGCUGCUGGUAUAGCAAAGCAGCACCACAUGCAUUUGGAGUACCUAUGGACAGAGCAUACCACAUUAACGGGCACCCACACCCUGAGGUGUCUGCAUCUAGAGCUAAAAUUGCACCUUCAGGAAGAUCUCAGCUUCUUGGUUCUCACAUCAGCCCUGACACAAAGCCUAAACAGUUUAACUCACCAACUGCCUUUGAACACUGGAUCUUGAAUGGCAAGCCUCAAUGGACCUAGUCAGCUGGGAAGGUAAUACCUGAUUAAAUAAUAUUUACUAUCCACAUCUUCAGUGGAUCCAUACAUAAAUUAAGGGAAACUGGGCAUUUAUCACACACAUAUUUAUUAAAAAGUUACUAACCCAUUCCUUAAUCUCUCUCGUCCAGUGGGGUGUUUCAUUUCAGAGGGCUGUUGCUCAACCUGGCAACUUGAGUAAAACAUCUAAACCACAUCGUGUGUCAAGAGCAGUGACACAGGUACAGGGCUUCCAUAAGAGACUGGACUAUAAAAGCCCUUAACUCAGUUUCAGUCCCUGAGCACCUCAUCUCCUAGUACUGUCUCUGCAGUAGUUUUUAAGCCCCUUGCUCAUCAUGCUUAUUCUAAAACAAGUUUUUAUUUCAGAAAUCCAGCGCAUAUGGUCACUAUGCAUCAAACAAGGUCUGAAAGGUUCUAUUAUGUCCUCUCCAACCAUGAAACUUUUCAUAUAGGUUAUGAUUAAAACCAUGAGGAAGAAGCAGCAUCGACCAUUUUUUCAGGAGAGGAAAAAAAAAGCCAAAUUUCUCCAAGAAAAAAAGGUGUUGCUAAGGAUGGUUGUACACAACUGUAAAGAAAGCUGUAUGAUACCCCACAGAUAACAUUGGUUUAAAUAACAAGCCAGAAUUACUGUGCUGGGGUUUUGUGAAGAGUUAUGGCACAGAUUAAGUAACCUUGAUCAAAGAGCUCAAAAAAAUUCAGCAAAUUAAUUUGUAAUUUUGCCACAGAUGGAAAUGCACUCCAGGAGAGGCAAUCUGUCGCUCCAUAUGCACCAGUGAAAUCAGUGUUAUCAGCUCACCCAGGCUGGGACGGGGGCAUUUAUGCAAGUCCUUGGGUGGGAGCCAUCCAGUAAGGUCUGGGUAAGCCCAGUGCUCAGAUCAGCAAUGAAAAGGUUGAAAAUAUUUUUCUUUGGUCUUCUUGAGUAUGAGAACAUCAUCUGGAAAAAAAACCCAACAAAACACCACAAAUCAAGGUGUCUCCCUUUGAUGUGGUAUCCACCAAGCACAGAAGGGGACUGUACUCCAACGCAGUCUGGGAUUGCUAGGGGGCAUCUGGGUCAUUUUCAGUGGGUGUCCAGAAGGGAAAGGGAGGGCCAGGUCAUCCUGUCCUAACUCAGGCUGAGCCAACAGGGCCACAAGAAACCCUUCCAGUGGUGGAGAGAUAGCAGAAAGCCCUGACCCCACUGCCCAGAGGGACUCUGCGAGCUGUGAGCCAGGACCCAGCCACAUGUCCACACACCAACCCACCAAACUGGCCACCACCCACCAGCACUGGGAGCUCCUGUGGGGCCAGGACAGGGUACAGCAGCCCCACGGUGUACUGCGGAGCACACAGCACUUUGUCCCCAGCGAGAGCUGCAGGGUCCAGCCCUUCCUGAUGGCACGUGGGAAAUGAUGCUUUUGCUGUUCAUACCUUGGCUUAAAACCCCACAGCAUUUUCCAGCACAGCUCUUCUCACCCCUGCCAACCGGUAACCGCCUCCCUGGCCGGCAUCAGACCCGGAGCCGGCACAACCUUCACCAAUGCUCUUGGGCUUCACGGUGGAACAGCGUAGAGGUGGCACCUGAAAAAACAGCAAUGUAGACAUCACCAGGAAGAUUUUGGGUUGUCUUUGUGUCUCUUUUUCUUAUAUAUAAAUUCCUCCCGGUGCCCCUAAAACACAUUCCUGAAUAAAUGUGGUGUAGCCAGAAAAUACAGAUUAUCCUUGUAUUGAUGGAAGACAAUUUUUUGCACUGUGUAUGUUGCCUAUAUAGUAUAUAGUCUAUAUUCUGUGUUGGUGUUUAUACAUUUAUAUAAAAGUAUAUGUCAUGCAACUCAACUUCAUUAACUCACUCUGUUUAACGUGGACACUUCUGAAGAAAUAAACUUAAAGACGAUUGUAUAUUUUGUUCUUUUCCACAAGGAUCUGAAAAAGCUCUGAUGAUGCAAGCAGACAACAGCCAAAUAAACUGAAUGAACAUAAAAAUCA